AUGGGCUGUGUUUGGGCGAAGCAAAAAACAACACGCAUAUUUGAAGACCCCUCUCUUCUUUCCUCUCAAACAAGAUUUACUGUCACAGAGAUAAAAUCACUGAAUGAGCUGUUCAGAAAAUUGGGCAGUACCUUAGUAGAUGAUGGCUUCCUCAACAGGGAGGAGUUCAAACUUGGACUAUUUGGGGACAGCAAGAAGCAGUCUCUUUUUGGGGACAGAAUGUUCGAUUUGUUCGACUCCAAACGUGACGGGGUGUUAGAUUUCGGAGAGUUCGUGAGAUCGUUGAACGUGUUCCAUCCCGACACGCCUCGCGACGAAAAAGCCAUUUUUGCAUUUAAACUAUACGACUUGUGGCAGACCGGUUACAUCGAGAAAGAAGAGGUUAAGGUGAUGGUAAAAGAGUUCCUAAAUGAGUCAAGUUUGAUUCUUUCUGAUGAUAUUAUUCAAGCCAUGGUGGAUAAGACAUUUGAGGAAGCAGAUACAGAAAAGGAUGGGAAAAUAGAUAUGGAAGAGUGGAAAGAAUUUGCCUCUCUAAAACCAUCCUUGUUGAGGAACAUGACUAUUCCUUAUUUAAGGGACAUACCAACUACAUUCUCUAGCUUGGGAUGA
This is a messenger RNA of Striga hermonthica, 609 nucleotides long. NCBI's taxonomy places the organism in Eukaryota, Viridiplantae, Streptophyta, Magnoliopsida, Lamiales, Orobanchaceae. The record is from the annotation of a GenBank genome assembly.